Lichtheimia ornata is the source of this 264-nucleotide messenger RNA. RefSeq lists its product as uncharacterized. Bases 1 to 264 code for a protein of 87 amino acids. The record is from RefSeq and is a predicted model, not a curated record. The transcript is spliced from 2 exons. NCBI's taxonomy places the organism in Eukaryota, Fungi, Mucoromycota, Mucoromycetes, Mucorales, Lichtheimiaceae. Gene Ontology annotation, molecular function: zinc ion binding; nucleic acid binding.
AUGAUUGGCGCACACCAGGAGCCUUCAGUCAAUCGUGACAACCGCAUGAAUCAAGAACCACCUCGUUGCUACAAUUGUGGAGGCCUUGGUCAUCUGCAACGUUCUUGCCCAUCAACUUACCUGGUGAAUGGCGUUAUCGACCUUAACCUCAACGACCGCAGCAAGCAUUUAAAAGACGAGGCGACGUAUCAAGUACCUGAAGGCCGGCUCAUUGAUGCCACGAGGAACCCGAUUUUGGAAAUGUCAACCCGACACCUGAGCUAG